GUCGUGUUCAGAGGAUACAUCAUAGACGUACGUACGCGCACGGGCGGCAGAAUUUACUGAGAGUGGAGCGUCGACUCCUCGGGGUUUAAGCACAGGCAGGACAAGCUUGUCUCUAACAAUUCCCAAAUUUCAAAACAUUCCCAAGAAAAUCUAUUAUCGAUCCCAAGACGUGCGUUGACCAGUGACGAGACAGUCAUUUCAGACGUUUGCCGUUCGACGAGCCUUGGAGACUUUGGCUGAGUUGAUUUUACGAGAGAGCAGCGAAGAUGGCACAGUUGAUGAGCGUCGCUGUACUCACUCUUCUCAUGGGGCUCAGCGCGGCGCACGUCCGUCUGACUUGGCCGCCAGCGAGGACCUACGAUUUCGACUUCUUGGACAACAUCCGGACCCAAGUACCUUGCGGGGUGCCCUCUGGUGGUCUAGUGACAACAUUUGCACCAGGACAGAAAGUCAAUGUCACCUGGCAUCUGGCAUAUUCACACAGGGGCGGUUACAAGUUAUUCAUCAUUUCUCGUAAUGGCUCCGAGAUCAUGGCCAACUUGACAUCUCCCGAUGGAUGGAUUGGCAUCAAUGAAACUGGGGCCAUCAUGCAUGAGGUUGAGAUCCCAUCAAACAUGGAGGGUGACUAUACCUUGGUGUUGAAUCGUAAUGCAGCUGAGUGGGUCACAGGCAAUCCUAACCUGCCGUUCUACACAUUCCACAGCUGUGCCGAUAUCACCAUCAAAGCUGGUGCAGUCUGCAACACCAAUAUGGAAUGCUCUGGCCGUGGGCAAUGCACAAACAACAAGUGUGUUUGUAAUGACUUAGCCAGCGGCAAUUUCUGCCAGUAUGUUGAUGACUGCAUGAAUGCAGAAGACUGCAGUAAUCACGGUGAAUGCACCGAAAUCUCCGAUGUCACCUACACGUUUCCCCGGUCCGUCUGCUUCUGCAGAGAUGGUUACUUCGGAAAUCAGUGUGAAAAAGAAAAUCCCUCGAACUUCAAGGUUGACAUGAUGAUGGAGGAAAUGUCCAGCUACUUCCACAGGGAUCUGUCUGACUCCAUGUCCGUGUACUACAAAAUCCUGACAGCCUCAAAUGAAGUUGAAGUGGUCGUCAAAUCGACUGGGAAAAGUUGGAUUGGAUUUGGAUGGCGUCCCAGAGGUAUGAACGGCACCUGUCGUAACUUCCCUGUCGCCUACCGCUCUGGGGCAGUACCGGAAGGGGAACCAGAGGGGGAACCGGUGGGAGAACCAGGAGCUGAGCCACCAUCUACGGGACGCCGCCGCCGUGCCGUGCGCUCAGUACGGAUACCCCGCCACUCACAUGGGGACGACAUGGACAUGAGUGAUGAGUGUGUCCCAUGGGGUUCUGGAGGUGCUGAGCCAGGGGCGGAGCCUGAACCAGGGGCGGAACCUGAACCAGGGGCGGAGCCUGAACCAGGGGCGGAGCCAUCUGCCGAACCAGGGGCAGAGCCAUCUGCCGAACCAGGGGCGGAGCCAUCUGCCGAACCAGGGGCGGAACCAGGGGCAGAACCAGGGGCGGAACCAGGGGCGGAACCAGGGGCGGAACCCGGGGCGGAACCAGGGGCAGAAGCCUCACUCCACCCCAUGGAUUGUGUGGAUAUUGUCAUCGGCAUGGUGGACGGGACAUUGUCGCGUGUCGGUGAUUACUACACCCGUGAUCGGUCCACGCCAAGACCCGACAACUUCUACGGAGGAACAGACAGCUUGACAGCUGCAGGGGGCAAGGAGUACAGCGAUCACACCAUCAUCAAAUUCCGCAAGAAAUUAAUGUCCACCGAACGCUCUGAUCACAGCAUCGUGAAUGGACCCAUGAACGUCAUCUUUGCACGAGGCCAGGACUACGGGAAGUACGUGCAUAACCCGCCCAGCGGCGUCGAGUUCUGCACCACCAACCAGCGGUUCUACAAACGGUUUGAGCUGAAAUACCACGGCACUCACCCAAACCAGCGCCGACAGGUGCCCAACUUUAAUUUUUAUGAGGAUCCCAAUGCGGUGCCACCCAGUGGCCCAUGCGUCGGUAUGUUCUCCAAUCCUGUGAACUGCCAAGGAGAUGCCUGCAACUACCGAAUCACCUGGACAUACAGAGAGGCUGAUGAUAAGAUCCAAUUCACCAUUGUUGCUAAGACGGAGAGCAACAGGUGGACCGGAGUGGGCUUUUCCAGGCAGGGUGCAAUGAUCGAUUCGGACGCCGUCAUUGCUUUCCGCAGAGCCGAUGGCAUGGUGGCUGUCGAAGACCGCUUCUUGAUGGGUAAGAGUCAGGACAGGGUGGUCGUCGACAAAACCAACAAUCUUGAAGAGGUGUCGGCCUCUCACAACAACGGUGUCAUGACGCUGUCCUUCAGACGUCUGAGGAACACUGGUGAUAACCAGGAUGUUGCCUUCACUGAUGAUCCUGAUGGGUGUCUUCAUUUCCUCAUUCCUCUCCGAGGAGGUACAUUCACUGAAGGAACGCCCAACGUGUUAUCCAUUCACGCGGAAACACCAAUCGCAUCUCAGAAAUUCUGCAUCAAGGCUUGCGACGAAGGGCCAGGAGGCCCCAGAGACAGUGGUGCAAAUCUCUCAGCAAGACUGAGUCCCGUCAUCAUUUUUAUGAUUCUGACCUUCAUCUUGAAGAUGUAAACAGGAUGUAAAGCAUCCAGGCGUAAGCAUCACAAUGCAGUUAGGUAUUCAAUCGAAUGUAAACAAAAUUUGAACAACACAAACCAGCCUGAUAACCAUUCUGAAAACAAAGCUUGUCUGAUGUUCAUCCUCAAGAUGUAAACGACACAAAGCUUUCGAAAUUUGUCUCAAUGAUGCAGAUGCCUGUCAGGUGCACUGACCUCGCCUCCUCACACUACAGCUUUGACAUCACUUUAUCAUCAUAUCAACAUACAACCAGUCAACCGAAGUUUACAAAUCUUAUCAUGAGCAACACACUGGUCACAGUUACUUGCAUCAUGAAGAUAAACCCCCCUUUAAAAAAUAUUGUAAGAAUGGUCAUGUAUUGUGUUGUAUGUCGGCAUUGCACAGAUUUAUCAUUCUUAAAAAUUGAAUUUUUGGUCACAAUACAAAUUAUGCUUGUAGUCUUGUACCACGCAAAAAGAACAAAAAUACACUUCACAGAUAGUACAUGUUAACGUAGCCGAUAGAUAUAAACAAGUGGAAGCCUUUAUAAGACUGCCUGAAACUUGCUUUGGACAAGAGCAAAAACGUGUUUGGUGAGAAAGUUUGUAUUUUGUUGAUUUUUGUUCAUUUUUUCCCCCUGCACAACACUGAAAGGUUUAUUCAUUCACGAUUGGGGUAUCAAAACUUACAGAGAUGGCGUUUUGGAAACAGGUUCAGAAAAAUUAAAGAUUGUAGUUCAUUUGACACUUUAAGGCAUAAAAUGAGGCUGCAAGUACUGGGUCCAGGUACCAGGCUGAUAUGCCGCUGUAGACACAUGGAACAGGAGGCAUGGUUGGGUAAGAACUUUGAGGGGUUUUCUAGGAAUGGUACAUAGAUGUCUUAAUACAGUUAUUGGACUCAAUUAGAGACAUGCUAGGCUAAAGAAGGCUGAAAUGUGAAUUCGUUAAGAAGCGAGGCUGUAAUUUGAUCUUUAGAAACACCUACAUAUUUCAACAAUUUAUCUUCUCUGUUUGAGGUUCCAAUUUCAUUGUGUCAGAUCAUGUUUAGUUGGUGAUUGACCAAGUUCUGCUUUGUAGUUUUUGGACACUUACAUGUAAGUGCACUUAGAACAUAUUCCGAUACCACUAUUCUUGUGAGGUCAAGGAGUAAAUGAAUUAAGUACUUAAAACUUUAGAUGUCUUUAUGUAAAUUUAUGUUAUGUAUUAAUUUUGUCCAUUUACCGGAAGUUAAACCUGUUGACAUGAUAUAUCAUUUUAGAGUAAUUAUAUUUCUUGAAUUUCCCAAUGUAAUUUGUAAAGUUGCGUUUAUGAAGUUAAAUAUGUUAACAGUAGUAAAGUUUAAAUCGAAAGUGUGGACAAAUCUUGAAUUUAGUUAGAUGCUUUGAUGGUGUGGAAUUGCAUUAAGAGAAACUGAACAAAAUUGCCAGGUGCGUCUUACGCUUCUUGCACAUUCUGUAGAGGCUUUGAUCUAACUUUUACAGUAAAUUUUAGAGUAAUAUUCAGAUGUGUAUAUUUUUGAGAAUCUAUAUUUAGCACUCGUUCAGAUUACUCUAUUUUAUUCAAGACCAAGGUUACGUGUGUGUGUAUUUGAGACUUUUGCACAAAGAAAUCUUGAGAGUUGAAUCAUUGCUGUAUAUUUUGAAAUAUUUAUCCUUAAUGGCUCUAAAACAGAACAGUAUUCUGUGAAAUAUUUCUGUCCAAUUUUAUGACGAAUUGUUGAUGAUCCAGUUUUUAAAGAAAAAAGUUUCUGACUGUAUUAUGAACUGUGAGAUGCUGUUGGAUGAUAAAGAGUUUUUACACUCUAUUCAAGGAACAGAAGUGUACAAUGAAGGUACAUAUAAAUGAAUGUAUGCUAUACACAGAACAGGCUGAAGAUCCUGCUGUCAGAUGGAUUUUCUGCCUUACCUCAUAUUUUGCCAGAGGGCUUUUUCUACCUGCGUUAUUCAUUGUCUUGUUUGAGCAACUUACGAUAACGCCAUGAAAUCUGGGAACAUGACCAUAAGCACGUGCUAUUGUAGGCUGAUGUAUUUCGACUUUCUACAGGCACAUAGUCCAACAGUUGGAUGUCCAGAUUCAUCGGAUAUACAAAGUAUACCAAGAUGUCUGCACAAAACCAACUACAACUCAACGGGUGCUUCAAUCCGAGGCAAUCACUAUUUUUUUACACAUUAACAUUUCCAAGCUCGGUCUUUAGAGGAGCAAAACCCGGUUGAGACAAAGAAAACUCAGGAACAUCUGCAGUGGGUCCACUGUCCUUUAAACUUUGCAGUCUUCUACACAACUUGUACUUUAGACAAUAUGAAGUGUUUUAAAUCUCUUGUAAGCACUUUGUUUUAACUUUAUGGAAUAAAAAUAGGAGAAAAAUA
Molecule: messenger RNA, 4971 nt
Organism: Acanthaster planci (crown-of-thorns starfish)
Lineage: Eukaryota; Metazoa; Echinodermata; Asteroidea; Valvatida; Acanthasteridae
Source: RefSeq, a predicted model, not a curated record